Messenger RNA from Daktulosphaira vitifoliae (grape phylloxera), 2100 nucleotides. RefSeq lists its product as uncharacterized. The transcript is spliced from 3 exons. The record is from RefSeq and is a predicted model, not a curated record. Lineage: Eukaryota; Metazoa; Arthropoda; Insecta; Hemiptera; Phylloxeridae. The coding region runs from base 361 to 1941 and encodes 526 amino acids.
GUGGUGGCAGUGAGAGAGUUCAACGUUGUAUGUGUGUGUGUCUGCAGUGAGUGUGCAUCGAGAAGUAGAUACAGGCAUAGCAGUCGUGCUAAUGCGAACAUCUGACCGAGUGUGUCCCGAACCUCGGCACAUUUGCGGUUCUCAAUAAUUAUUUUUCAUAUUUUUAUUCGCUGUAGUUACUAAAAAGUAAUUCUAUUAUUAAUGUGAAUAUCGUUUUUCGAUUUACUAUGAAGUUUUAACUUAUCCAAAUUUUUUAUCGAUGUGUGAUCAGUAGCAUUUUGUUAUUUGUGUCAUGGUGUUUAAUCUGUCAGCAUGGUCGCAACUGCUGACGUAUUUUAAUCAUAAGCUUAAAUCAUCAGAAUGGAUAUGGACCUGAAUCAACUGUUCCACGAGAGAAAUAUCGAUGAUGAAGUUAUUAAACUAAAAAAUGAACUUUACCGGACAAAAAACGCGUUGACGAAUCAAAUUUUUAAGAGACAUCAGAUUGUGGAUGAAUUAUCCUCAAAGUUUUAUCAGAAAAAUUAUGAACUGAAAAAAUGCCAGCAAACAAAUUUUCAAGAGUUGGGAAAAGUUUUGAGGUCUUUGUAUAUAUUCGAAUCGAAACUAAGGCGAGAACAACAGCAGAUAAGACGCCAACUUGGUGAACGAGAUGCUGUAAUAAAAAAACAACAAAUAGAAAUAGCUAAGCUAAAGCAAUGUUUGGCUUCAUAUUACCACAAAAAUGAGCCGCAAGAAGAUAAUGAAACAUCAACUUCAAAACCUGACCUCAUCACUUCUAUUUCACCCCAAACCAAUGGAUUAGUGACAAAGAGUAAUGAUGUUAUUGAUUCAACGAAUAUCGAAUCACUCUCGGUUUCUCCAAAUAUAAUAAAACUGGAGGGCGUAAAAAAAAAUAUUUUAACAGUAGUUGACGUGAGUGGAACGCCUAAAAAAGCUACGAAAAACAACAUUAAUUUCAACAAGAAUGUCUACAGCAAAACAGUCACAGACCUAUCCCUUAAUGAUAUAUCGUCUUUUCCUAAUCCGACACCUAAUAACAAUUUAUUUGUGGUUUCCAAUUCUGUUUUUUCAAAAAGCGAGUUCACGUAUAACGAUCUUUCUAAAGAGAUGAUCACGCCAACCAAACAAAAUGGUAAAAUAAUACCAUCAGCGCUUAAGAAAGGCGAUAAAUUCCCAUGUCCUAAAUCAGUGCACUUUGGAAAAACUACUCAUAUACCUGAGCCAGAUGAAGAUAAUCAGACUGAUAUAGUAAAAACAGUAGAGACACUGUUACUUCAAUGUGGUGAUUCUACAGAAUCGGAAAAUGAAACAUCAAGUACUGCGUCUACUGAAACAUCACCUAGUGUAUCCCAAAUGGUUCGAAAAUUUGAAAGUAUUUGUAUCACCCCUAAUAAUUUGAUGGAUGCUAAAGGACAAUUAUCUCCCAUUAAUGGCGUGAACAGUAGAAGCUAUAUCGCGGAUAAUGAUUUAAAAGUUGCUGCUGAACUUAAGACUGAUUCUGAACUAACACAUUCCUGUACUAGUGCUCUAAAUAGUAGUGAAAGUAGUAAUGAGUCUUUAGGAGAUCUAGACCCCAGAAAUAAUUUUGAAGAGUUUCGAUUCGAAGAUUGUGACUUGGAAAAAGAAUACAGUAGAUCAGAAGCGGAUGGCAAUGAAUUUCCAAUAAAAAAAUUAGUUACAAUAGGAAGUGGAACAGAAAAUUGCUGUAAUGGUACAAAUGUUAACUAUGAAUCAUUUCUAGAAGUGACCGGUUUAAGUCAAAAAUCUAUUAUUACUGUACAAUCGCUAAAUAACAGAAAUGUUUACGGAACACAUAGAAAUGUACAAAAACCCAAAGAUGUAAAAAGUAGAAGCCGAGCAAAAUCGGCUUCUUUUGAAUUUAAGUCUCCAUCAUUAACCUUUCCGUCCACAAUAAAAUACUGGACCGAGCCUUAUCUUUGACUUCCUUCAAAUCAGUUACCAAAUUAAUAAUUAUUUAUUUUAUAAUGCAUUUAAUAACUUUAAUUAUACUACUUCAUUAUAGUAUAUAUUGUUUAAUUGUUGAUUAAUUUAUUUAUUUUUGUAGAAAUUGUAAUCAAAAACAAAAUAUUAUCAUAUGAA